AUGCUGAAAAAAGACUUGAAGGAGCAAGCUUAUGAUGAAAUUGCUGAAUUUUUCUACACAAGUGGUCUUUCUUUCAAUGUGGUGAAAAAUCCUGCUUUUGCAAAGAUGUUGGAGACUGUUGGGAGAUAUGGAUGUGGUUUCAAACCACCUUCUUAUAAUGAUAUUAGAGAAAAGUUUUUGAAACGAGCUGUGGCUCGAACUGAUGAUAUAAGAGAUGAGUUUAAGGAGGAAUGGAAAAAAACUGGUUGCACAAUCAUGUUUGAUGGAUGGACGGAUAGGAAGAGGCGCUCAAUUUGCAACUUCAUGGUAAACAGUCCUAAAGAUAAGGUUUCAAAAAUGUUGGAAGAUGCUAUCAAUUAUGUUGGAGCAGAAAAUGUUGUUCAGAUUUUGAAUGUGCAUAAAGUCACUAUAAAGAAGGGAAGAAAUAUCACCACCUACAUAUAUUCCAGGACUAUGCUUAUUACUUUGUUGAGGAAAGAGACUUCUGGGAGGGACUUGAUUAGGCCUGGUGCGACUCGCUUUGCCAUAGCAUAUUUGACUCUAUCUUGUCUUAGAGAACUCGAAACACCAUUGAGGGCCAUGUUUGAUUCAGAUGAUUGGAGAUCAACUAAGUUUGCUACUUCAACAGAGGGGAAAAAUGUGCAAAGAAUAGUAAAGGAUUCUCAAUUUUGGAAGAACAUAGUGAUAUGUCUCAAGGCUGCUGGUCCUAUGAUAGAAUUCCUUCGCUUGGUGGAUUCAGAUGAAAAACCCGCCAUGGGUUUCAUAUAUGAUGCAAUUGAUACCGCUAAAGAGAAGAUAAGAACAAACUUCAAGGAUGUCAAUAAAAGGCCCUUACAUGCAGCUGGAUAUUAUCUUAAUCCCUACUUCCAUUGGGAUUCUAAUUUCAAAAAAGAAGAUGUUGAGGUCAAAGAAGGGUUAUACAGUUGCAUGAUAAAAAUGGUACCCAAUGCCAUGGAGAGGAAAAAGAUGCAUGCCCAACUUAUUGAGUUUCAUAAAAGAAAAGGCAUGUUUGGACUAGAAGAUGCACAAAGUGUUAGGAAGACUCUGACUCCAGCAGAAUGGUGGGAGUCUUAUGGAGAUCAUUGUCCCGAACUAAGGAAUUUUUCCAUUCGGGUGCAUACAAAGAAAAGGAAUAAAUUGCACCAAAAGAAGAUGAAUGAUUUGGUUUAUGUCAUGUACAACUUGAAGUUGAAGAAUAAACCAAAAAAGAGAAAUGUUUUUGCCUCUUGUUCUUUUGAGGAAGUUGCUUCAGAUGAUGAGUGGAUAACUGAGGAAGAAGAAGAUGUUAAUGUCAAUGAACUGAAUGAAGAAGUUGGACUUGAACAUCUUAAUGAUAAUGAUGUUAAUGUUGAUUUGGAUGAUGUUGGAGGAAGUAUUAGUUAUACUAAUGCAAGUGGAAUUAGACAAAACUUUUCAUCUAAUUCUGAUGAAGAUGAUGCCGAUGGCAAUGAUGAUGGAGGAGAAUCUGAAGAUGAUGAUGGUGAUGAUCAUGGAAUGGAAGAAUGA
This is a messenger RNA of Lotus japonicus, 1506 nucleotides long. RefSeq lists its product as uncharacterized. Bases 1 to 1506 code for a protein of 501 amino acids. The record is from RefSeq and is a predicted model, not a curated record. The transcript has 5 exons. NCBI's taxonomy places the organism in Eukaryota, Viridiplantae, Streptophyta, Magnoliopsida, Fabales, Fabaceae.